AAAAAGAUUCUUGUUUUAAGAGAGUUCCCUGAAGAUAUGGUCGACACAUUUCUUUUAAAUCGAGGGGCUUUGGCUGCCUGUGAUGUAGCUGUUUUUGUUUAUGAUAGUUCUGAUGUGUUGUCGAGGAAUGGAGCAACUAAUUUGCUGAAGAAAGUUGCUCAGCAUUGCAAGGAUACCAAAUCUGAGGUGCCUAUGAGAUACAUUGCAGCUGAUAACUGUUCCCUUUCAUUUGCCAUACAACAGGGGGGUCAGGAUACUCUAUUACCUAUCACUACAGAAGUGGGUGAUUCGAAUGACAUAUUCUAUGAGAUUGUAAAAGCUGGUGGAUGCCCUGCUCGGAAGUCGGAGUUGGCUUCGCAUGCGGUCAUGAAGUUAGUAUCGGCUUUGAAGUUGGUGUCUUCUAGUCUUGAGUUGAAUCGACUGAGUGGUCGGAGGUGGGUUUGCAAGAAGCGGUCAUGAAGUGGAAAUCUUGUAGUCUUAAGGUUGAAUUAAGUGUAGGGUCCAAGGUGGGUUUGCAGUGGCCAUGUAGGCUUCGUUUGU
Messenger RNA from Ziziphus jujuba (common jujube), 540 nucleotides. RefSeq names its product mitochondrial Rho GTPase 3-like. Lineage: Eukaryota; Viridiplantae; Streptophyta; Magnoliopsida; Rosales; Rhamnaceae. The transcript is spliced from 3 exons. The record is from RefSeq and is a predicted model, not a curated record. The coding region runs from base 37 to 459 and encodes 140 amino acids.